AGUGAUAUCGUAGAAGUGUGGUUUAAGUAACAACUUCAAAUUUAAAGACUAAACUAGAAAUUGCUGAAGAUGUAAUAAUCUGAGCUUAAACGUACAACUAAAAAUCAUUAAAAUGUUGUGUUAAUUUGCAUAAUAAUUUGCAACAUAAGGAUUAUAUACGGCCAAUGUUGAACAGACACGCAGACAGAAAAAAACUGAUAAACUAAACAUGGAGUUUCCAGAUCUGUUUUUCUUGGAGAUGGACAGGGCCAGAAGGUGCCAUGUCUCAAAACUGAAAAGCGACCACGAUAGAGAAACAAGACAUCUUCGAACAGUUCGGCACGAUAUCCAGCGUGAAGAAAAAUACAUGUUAAGUAAUUUAUCAAGAGAGGCAUCCGCAAUGAGAGGACGGCAACACCGACUCAACACUGGUAAGACUAGUUUGAAAAAUGGCUCAAUACCUAAACAUAUUACUGCCGAAGAGAAAGAUUUAGCUCGUGACAUCGAAGACCACACUUUGACAUUACUGACGGAGCAGUUUCCACUUCAAUAUUCAAAACAUGACAGGACUCCCGAAAUAACAUUGACUGAACCGAUCCACACACAACAGGGAAAAUAUAAAAAGAAGGGAAAACAACCGAAGAAAAUCUCCAAGUUUAGAAAGAGCGAGGUUUUUGAAGAUAUUUUGAGCAACAAGGUUGACGGCGAAAGUCAUGUUCAUCUUGCUUUACCAGAUGCUCCAAAUGAAGUGGAUUCUCUUCGCCUCACAAAAGUACCCAGUGAUGUUAAAACGUCCAGACGAUGUGAUGAAGUGAUUAAAAUAGGUGAUAAAGUUGUCUUGAAAGAGGAUAUUAACCACAAAUCUUCACCCAGCAGAAGUAUAAAGACGGCGAAUAAUUGCGUAACAAAUGCUGCUGAUGAUCUUGCGUUACUGGUGAAGUACUCUGGGAAACUGGUUGGUAACAAACAACAGUCGCAUUUACGGAAAAGUCAGCUUCUCCGGCAAAACACUCUUAUUACCGGGGUUCAGAUUGGAGCAACACUGGCCCCCGUUCGUCCCUUCGUAAAUGCUGGAAACAAGGUCAAACUAUUGUCAAAAUCAUGUGACAACAUAAGAAAAUCGAAUACUACACCUGUUAUAUCUGUUAGUGUAAAUAGUACAGGCGGUUCUGGAUUGAAAGAAAAUAAAACGUUUUUGAGUAAAUCUACAGAUGGGUUGCACCUCAGACCAACGUCUUCAAAACAACCUUUGCGGAUUAGUCGUUCAGACGAUACCUAUUCGCAGCAAAGUAAUCACCUUUCUGUUGAUUAUUGUUACCACAAUACAUGGAAUGGGAAUCAAAAGGAGUUUAGAAAUAAAUCCUGUCCAAAUUCUCCCACAUUUCGUAAGCCUGAUAUUGGAUCGGGGCGAUUUGACGAGAUUUACUCUUUUCCCUCUUUGACUGGCAGUUUAUCACUCCAGGACCUUGACAAUUCUGGAAAGCAAAUUGAGAAACCCAGUGUUGGUUCUCCUUUGUCAAUGCUAGGAGGUUUAAAGAUUGCAUUUGGAUCAAAAAAUGCCCCCAGUUCUCCGUCAGUAUCUCCCCGGACUAAAACAACAGCUUCAAAGACAAUUGUUGACGUUGCCGGAAAACAUUUCAAUCAGACAGACCUGAAGUCUAAAAAUGAGGACUAUCUAACCUUCACCUCGUUUCCCAGUAUAACCCAUCCGGAUUAUUUGUCUCUGAAUUCAACCAACCAAACAAAGAUGGAAAAGCGAUGAGGCGACUCUAUCUUCGACGCCGUCAGAGAAUGACAAAAGGCGGACAGCGUGUAAGCUUUAUCAAACCCACCGGAUGCAUGGGGAUAAAGGAAAAACAAUGUUCGAAUAACUUCAUUAAUCAUGAAUAAUUUGUGUUCCAUUACAAUAUGAUAUUUUUUGAAAAAAUAUUGUUGAGCUACGAGUGCAUUUGCAAAUAUUUCCUUAUUCGUAGACCCACGGUUCAUGUAUACACUAAGACGAGUGAAACAUACAUUAAAAAUGACGUCAUACUUUUUUCAAUUUAGUAAAUUGGUUCCCAGAGCUCUGAAAUGAUGAAUACUUAUUCCUAGUGCUUUGAAGUGUAUACCACCGAUGUAGAUAGAGUGACUCGAUCUUAUAAGCUCAGGGUACACUUUUUGACCUCAGAAAAGCUUGCCUAUUUCAAACGAAUUAUUUGAAGAGUGACAUCAUCACAGUGCAUUAUGGUUUCAUAAUGAACCGAACACUUACAUUUUCAUAGAGGUG
Molecule: messenger RNA, 2245 nt
Organism: Owenia fusiformis
Lineage: Eukaryota; Metazoa; Annelida; Polychaeta; Sabellida; Oweniidae
Source: the annotation of a GenBank genome assembly